Molecule: messenger RNA, 1035 nt
Organism: Ostreobium quekettii
Lineage: Eukaryota; Viridiplantae; Chlorophyta; Ulvophyceae; Bryopsidales; Ostreobiaceae
Source: the annotation of a GenBank genome assembly
AUGGCGGCCAGGGGCGGCAGGCACGGCAGGCCGGGGCGGGGACCCCGCUGGCGAGGGCGCGGCAGGGGCGCCAAGCGACCCAGGGAUCCCGCGACCGGCGCCACAGGGCCGAUCACAGGUCACGCGGCCAAGAAGCUGAAAGGGUCCAAGAAGCCCGAUGAGGCAGCCAGGCUCCAGGAGGCGAUCGACAGUGGGGCGCUCGCGGCAGGGGCGGAAGCCAAUGGCACCCAGGCGGGGUCCGAGGGCAAGGGGUACGCUGCGGCAAGGGAAUUUGACGAAUUGCCGAUUUCGAAGGGGAUGAAGAGGGGCCUGGCGGGCGCGAGCUACGUGACAAUGACGGCGAUCCAGAGAGCCGCGCUGCCGCACGCGCUGGCAGGGAGGGACGUUCUGGGCGCAGCCAAGACGGGGUCGGGGAAGACGCUGGCUUUUGUGAUACCGGUCAUCGAGCUUUUGUUUCGCAAACACUGGUCGUCUCUUGAUGGCCUGGGCGCCCUCAUCAUAUCUCCAACAAGGGAGCUGGCUAUGCAAAUAUUCGAGGAGCUAAUGAAGGUCGGCAAGCACCAUGACCUAAGUGCCGGGUUGCUGAUCGGUGGAAAGAAUGUCAAGGAAGAGCAGGAGCGCAUCGACCGGAUGAACAUUCUUGUGGUGACCCCAGGCCGGCUGCUGCAGCACAUGGAUGAGACCUACGGCUUCGAUGCAACCAACCUGCAGAUCCUGGUGCUCGAUGAGGCAGACCGAAUUCUUGACAUGGGCUUCCAAGGGCCCAUGAACGCGAUCCUGGAAAACCUGCCAAAGGAUCGCCAGACCCUCCUCUUCUCUGCAACACAAACCAAAUCUGUCAAAGACUUGGCUCGUCUGAGUCUGACUGACCCAGAGUUCCUGGCAGUCCAUUCUGAGGCCACCACAGCCACCCCUGUGAAGCUCCAGCAGUCUGUGAUCACGUGCAGGCUUGGCGACAAGGUCACAGUGCUGUGGUCGUUCAUCAAGUCUCAUCUGAAGGCAAAGACGUUGGUGUUUGUGUCCACAUGCAAGCAG